AUGCGACGACGUCCUCUACCACCGGUUCGCGAGGAAGUGUCGAACUCAAAAUCGUGGAGAACAUUGUGUGAAAGUGAGUGGGCAGUUUACACGCUCGUUGCUUCUGUGGGGGCUCUGACGUACGCGAAUAGUUUGAAUGGCGAGUUCGUACAUGACGACAUCCCGGCGAUAGUGUCAAACAGUGAUGUGAACGGCGGUAACAAUGUGUUGCAAGUGUUCAAAAACGAUUUUUGGGGUACACCAAUGUCAGACCAUAACAGCCAUAAGUCGUAUCGGCCGCUCACUACGUUAUCAUUUCGGUGA
This is a messenger RNA of Arctia plantaginis, 303 nucleotides long. Lineage: Eukaryota; Metazoa; Arthropoda; Insecta; Lepidoptera; Erebidae. The record is from the annotation of a GenBank genome assembly.